This is a messenger RNA of Trachymyrmex cornetzi, 1541 nucleotides long. RefSeq lists its product as uncharacterized. The record is from RefSeq and is a predicted model, not a curated record. Bases 158 to 1402 code for a protein of 414 amino acids. NCBI's taxonomy places the organism in Eukaryota, Metazoa, Arthropoda, Insecta, Hymenoptera, Formicidae. The transcript is spliced from 3 exons.
GGAAAAAGCUUAUUUUGCAUUAGAUAACAAGAAACUCGUUGAAAAUGAAGUUUGCACUAAAGAAACUUGCUCCUUUCUUCUCUCUCACAACAUAAUAGAGAUUAUUAAACACAAUUCUGCAGUGACACAAGCUUUACUUCAAUGUUUAGAAAAAAUAAUGCAGGAAAGAACAAACGUUUAUUCUGUUACGUCGCACUUAUCAAAGAUAGAUGUAAAUUCAAAUUCUUCCGAGGUAACUGUGUGUGAACAAAUUCCAUCCAAAUUUCUAAACGAGAAUAUACAUUCUGACACUAGCUCUGCUGCUGAACUAGAAAGCUUAAGUUGUUUACCGUGUUUGGAAAAAACAGAAAAAGAUAACACCAUAGCAAUGUUUACUGAAACCCUUUUAGAGAUAAUGAAGCAUGCCUUUGUAAUGAAUAGUAAGAAUGUACAAAAAGAUUGUGUAAGGAAAGAAGAUGCGAUCAAUGCAUUUAUCGUUUUAAGUAAAAUAAAAGAAUGUGCAGAUGAAAUUUUAAAGAUAUAUACGCUUGUAGAUUGGUCAAAGAGACAGAUAUUAAAUAAACUUUAUUGUAGAUCCAAAUCGAAAAGUACUUGCCCUUUAAGGAAAAAUUCUGCUUUGAAUUCGAAUCAGACUCAAGAUAUUAAAGAGGAUGUCGUAGAUCACUUUACAACUUAUGCAAACUCAAAAGACGUAGAAGUACUAUAUGAACCCUCCACAUCAAAAAUUAGAGAUUACAGUCUUUCGGAAAAUGAUACUACAUAUGCAGAAACAACGAUGGACGAACCAUUUGUCAAGGAUAAAGAUGUUACUGCGAGUACAGAAAACCAUGAUAUCGGUUUAAAUAUAUCAUUGCCGCAGAUAUUGCUUCGUGAUUCGGAAACUCAGUAUACUCCGAAGCAAUUACAAGAUACAGGCAUUGUAACCGAUCCCAAUUUUGAGGAAAAGAUAAGUGUGGCCACUCAAAAUCGUGAGCCUAUUUUGAUUCGUGUAAUCAAAUCUAAUAAUAGCGGAGAUAUUCUAAAAUUGGACAAGGAGACAUGCGUCCGCGAUGCCCAUGUUCUGUGGAACGUCGAUAAGUACUCGAAAAACAUGUAUCAGAAGUAUUCAGUUAGAAAACUGUUACACUCUGGCAUUUCUCAUGUAUGUGAGAAAGAAGUGAAUUGUAUAGAUUACCGUACAUCUUUGUUGCGUACAGUACCAAAUCCCUCGAAUGGGAUUUAUAGAUACUAUAAAGAAUGCAGAAGUUCAUUGCCAUGUCAUCAUGAUUGGAUCAAAGCAAAUAUCACAAAUCUUGGAAUAUCAUCGAUCCAACGUGUUUCCAGAAUCCCAUUAUAUGCGAGAUCACGCAAGUAUACACAGAGGAGAACUGAUUUGUACAGGAUGUCACGAUCGUACGUAUAAGCAGUACUUUUCUGAAUGUAAUAUGAUUAACAAACGCGUGAAAUAAAUCAUACAAAUAAACUUUAUAGUUCGAUAAUUAGUUUUCUAUCCAGGUAAUCGAAUAAAUUAUGAUUUUUAAUUCAAAUUCCAUUUUAUUACA